This is a messenger RNA of Protopolystoma xenopodis, 525 nucleotides long. Lineage: Eukaryota; Metazoa; Platyhelminthes; Monogenea; Polystomatidea; Polystomatidae. The record is from the annotation of a GenBank genome assembly.
GACUACUUAGUUGUCCUGCUUGAUUCUGCACUAAGCCGAGGCGGGGCCCUCCCACCCUUUGCCAUUGAAUUUUCCUGCUCUUGCGAGGCGACUCGGUACGCCGGGGCAGCUACAUUCCAGAUUCUCUCUAACACUGGGCGCUUCGGAGACAGCCAUCCUGUCGGUCGUAGCAACUGGUAUACUUCAUCACGGGCAACGCCUAACUCUGGUCAUGAAGAGAUCUUGGAAGAAUCGAACCACAGAUUGCUUUCAGCAAGCAAUAUGCUCUACAAUUUUGCUGCUUGGCGGUACGCUUCACAUUGGCAUAACGUUCUGACAAGAGCUGGCCUUCGUCUGCUAGCUAACUGGGCCUACUACCGUAGCCAUCAGGCCAGUGGUGUUGUUGAGGGAGUUGGAACUCAUCAAUCGAUCAGUCUCAGUCCAUUGCCCGUGGUCAUUCAUCCGAUCGGCUGUCUCUCUGUUUGGCUUCACUUACUGUUUCGUUGGAAUAGGCCCGCUAGAAUGUGGAUUUCUCAUAGGCCUUAA